Messenger RNA from Oncorhynchus mykiss (rainbow trout), 1472 nucleotides. Lineage: Eukaryota; Metazoa; Chordata; Actinopteri; Salmoniformes; Salmonidae. The record is from RefSeq and is a predicted model, not a curated record.
UCAGUCCCUCUGGACAGUGGUUCUCUUCAGUGCUCCCUGGGGGCUGGAACUCUGUAGACAAACAUUAACUUUGGGGUAGACACUCUAUAUUUAUGUUCUACUCCUUCCAUUUUUACUGCAUCUACCAUUUGAUCAACAUGAAAUCAUCUCUGACUCUGCUGUGUCUGGUGGUAUGGGUGAAUGUGGAUGCUUCAUCAGCUCAGACUGAGUACUGUGGUAAGCCUGAGGGUGAAGGGAGGAGAAUGCUGCCGAUUCCUAAUCAAGAACGUUAUGAAAAUGGGGACCAAGUGGAGUAUGGAUGUCUUGCAACUUGUAAGAACGGAGAGUGGGAUAAGACCAUCAAGGGCAAAGAUUACUGUAGUAAACCUGAGGGUGCAGACACCAGAAUGCUGCUGAUUCCUGACCGAGAGAGAUAUGAAAAUGGGGACAAAAUAGAUUAUGGAUGCCUUAGCGGCCCAAACAAAGGCUCAAGAGGAAAAGCAACUUGCAAGAACGGAGAGUGGAGUAAGACAAUCGAGUGUCAAGCAGCAUUUGCUAAAUGUGCAUUGUCAUUGCCACCAACAAGAGGAACCAGUUACACACCUGCUGACAGAAAUCUGUUCUUGCCUGAUGAAAGUGUAACGGUGACCUGUGCCUCAGGAUUCUGGAACUCUUUCUCACGUCAGACUGAAAAUACAAUGACAUGCAAAGAGGACGGAAAGUGGUCAUCUUCUACAGAUUGUGAACCAAGCUGUCCUGAUCCUCCUCCCAUUACUAAUGGAGAUUUCACCAAGGAAAAGAGAGAUGUUGAAGGUGUAAUUACAGAGGUGUCCUACCAAUGCAGCAGACAGUUUACACUGAGUUUCACAGGCAGCAUCAGAUGUCUGGAUGGAAAAUGGCCGAGCCCUCCAAAGUGUUUACGUAUGUACAUUAUUUUCAACUGGUCUGAACAUGGUGUUAUAUCUACAUAUCAUAAAACACUUACUUGUGAAAAUGGGAGUUGGACAACUCCACCACCAACAUGCAAACAGUACUGUGGUAAGCCUGAGGGUGCAGGGAAACAAAUUCAGAUUCUUGACCAAGAGCUAGAGAGAUACGAAAAUGGGAACCAAAUAGACUAUACAUGCAUUAACCCACACAAAGGCCCUGGAGGAACAGCAACUUGCAAUAAUGGAGAAUGGCACAUGCCAAUUGAGUGUAAAGCAAGCUGUCCUGAUCCUCCUCCCAUUACUAAUGGAGAUUUCACCAAGGAAAAGAGAGAUGUUGAAGGUGUAAUUACAGAGGUGUCCUACCAAUGCAGCAGACAGUUUACACUGAGUUUCACAGGCAGCAUCAGAUGUCUGGAUGGAAAAUGGCCGAGCCCUCCAAAGUGUUUACAGUACUGUGGUAAGCCUGAGGGCGCAGGGAGGAGAAUGGAGAUUCCUGACCAGUGCUGGAGAGAUACGAAAAUGGAUCCAAAUAGACUAUACAUGCAUUAACCCAUACAAAGGCCC